UUCCCACUAAUGAUAAUUUGAUUACAGGAAUCAGAUGGGUUUAAUUCUCACUCGCAUUAAAAUGGAAACAAACGGGAAAAACCUUCUCUGGCAUCUCUGCUGUGCAAUUGAAAUUCCUCUUCACUGCUCACCUUCAAGCUCUACUCUUCGCUCCGCCAACCUGGAGCCAAACAGGGGAGAAGAACCAGGGGGGUCAGAGCCUGUUUUGGUCAGUUCUCGACAUCUAGUUGAGUUUUCAUGGGUACCCAAACACAGCUUGAUUCUUAGCUUCUUGUUGCUUCAACUUUUAUUUGAGUUAUCUACCACUGUGGUCAGAAUUUUUUCUUUUUCUGGAUGAAUGCCUCUCUGGUCAGAUUGUUGCUGUUGCCUUUGUUGGCUAUUCCCUGCUUAACUAGUAGUAACUCUGCUUAUUGAUGACUUCCGUUUCUCGCCAAGUCCAGUUUCCUUUCCUUAUCCAUCUAUCCUGUUUGGGAUUUUAGUCCUUACCCGCUGGGCCUUUUACUUCCAAGCAGCAAAAUUGUUUCUUCUUUCCUUAUUUAUUUACUUUCACCAAUUUGAUUCAUUAGAAUACUUGAAUUGCAUUUCUCUUCAAUAGGAAAUAAACCCCCUUCCCUCCUUUAAGUCUAUCAUUGUUUGGCUGCUGUAUUUGGGUUUCUUUCCUAUUUCAGUUUCCCAAUUAAAGAAUUAUAUUUUCUGAUUUGCUUUGGCUGCUCUGUUUGAUAAUGCGACAGAUUCUCUGUAUUUAUAUAUGAGUCUCUCUUGAAUGGGCUCUCACAAGUCAUCAUCCCAAGCAAAUUGGAAGGAGAGUUAUUGAACUUGUGAGUAGCCAUGGAGAAUUCUUCUGAGAGAGUGCAGAGAAAUGGACCGAUCUACGAUGGCCACGACUCAAGGAACUCACCUUAUGAAACUUUCCUAAAGGGAUCAUUACCUUGGCUCUAUACAAGAGUGUUUUAUGUUAGAGUUAGCGAAUGGGAGAUCGAUGAUUCCACCCCAGAGUACCUCAUAUUAAAUCACAUUCCAUUGGAUCACCAUACCCUUCUUGAAUUAAAUGGUGUUCGAAGUAGCAUCGAUUCGGACGGUGUCUCAACUCUCCUCAGAAGGGAUCGGUUAGAUAAGAAGUCCGAAGAAGCUACAUUUGUGGGCACUGAUUGUAUAAGGAUGACAGGUAAUGUGAAGUUUGAGGUUUUGGAUAAGGGUGUUCUUCUUCUGUCUGGGGUUUUAGAAUUGAGUACUAAUGUUAAUGGAUUUAUCGGGGAACCGAAAGAUUAUCACCAGGGAUGGAGAAUGAAUUGCGAAUCACAUCUGCCUGCCGGGGUUGGCUUCUUGAAGGGAAAACAAUACAUGGGUCAUGAGUUGACUUCACCAAUAAUCGAGGUUUAUGUAGCUGGCUGCUUCUCAGGCAACCCAAUUAUCUUAACUAAGACUUUGAGGCUUAGUUCUGGAAAAAGGAAAAUGAGAAAGGGCAUGUUGGAUUCCAUACCGAAGUCUAUGGGAAGUGAAUGCCCGAAAAAUUUUCCAUCCGGGGUUGCUUCGCAGAUACCGGAAUAUCCCAACGACAAGGGAGAAGAUGAAGACAACAAUAACCUGUACUCAAGGACAGAAUGUUUAGAGGGUGAAGAUGGAGAACUCUUAUGGUUCAAUGCUGGUGUGAGGGUGGGUGUUGGAAUUGGCCUCGGUGUUUUUCUUGGACUUGGGAUAGCAGUGGGCUUGCUGGCUCGAGCCUACCAAGGAACCACCCGCAACUUCAGACAUCAACGAAUGCUGUGAUCCACAUAUGCUCUUUCAGUUCCUCGUCCUCACAACCCAGCACCACCCAUGCUACACAAGGCUGCUAAUCUUGUAAGGUCUCGCAUUACCUUCCACUGCAACCAAGCAGCCAGAACCAUGAAUCCAAACUAAUUCCAAACUUGGAGUUUCCAGGAACCUGCUGCCAAUAAUUUUGUAGGAGAGAAGGGCUUUCCAGGUCAGGAUCCUUCUUCUGUUGCAAUUGCAGUCCACUGACAAGACCUCUUCUCUACUCUCUCUCUCUCUCUGUCCAAGUUAAAAUUUUGCUUGCCAAGGGAUGUUGAUGGCAUAUAGUUUCUAGUGUUGCAGAAAACCAUGGUUUUGAUUUUCAUCCAAAAAUAAUUCUUGGCCAUGUAAAAAGCUGCCGAGGCCUAAAUACAUUGUCUCUAUGCAGCUUAUUGUUUGCUGCUUUUUGGUUUCCUCCAGCAAGGGGAUUUGCUAGAAUUUGAUUUUUGAACCGAUGGCCAUCUCUGUAGGGCUUGGUGUUCCUGGUAUCUGCCGAAAGCCAGAAACAUAUCCAAACUGGAAUGCUGUCCAUUGCUUUAGAUAAUUCUUCCAGUAAAAAGUAAAUUAAAAAAUUCAGGUUAAUACAAGGUACCUUUUUCAA
Messenger RNA from Malania oleifera, 2392 nucleotides. RefSeq lists its product as uncharacterized. Gene Ontology annotation, molecular function: phosphoglycerate dehydrogenase activity. The coding region runs from base 829 to 1767 and encodes 312 amino acids. Lineage: Eukaryota; Viridiplantae; Streptophyta; Magnoliopsida; Santalales; Ximeniaceae. The record is from RefSeq and is a predicted model, not a curated record. The transcript has 3 exons.